Molecule: messenger RNA, 1374 nt
Organism: Gambusia affinis (western mosquitofish)
Lineage: Eukaryota; Metazoa; Chordata; Actinopteri; Cyprinodontiformes; Poeciliidae
Product: complement factor H-related protein 2-like
Exons: 9
Coding region: 311-1183 (290 amino acids)
Source: RefSeq, a predicted model, not a curated record
ACGCAUCGAUGCGUAUCGCCAGGCGGACGGGCGCGGGAACUGCACGAGAGCGUGUGCAGGUGGCCAUAGGCCGGAGCGCUCGCGGCUUUAAUUGCUUUUAAACUGUUUUUCCCAGCAGAGCGUCGGUUCUGUUGAGCGGUGUGACGGUGGCCUGGCUGCGCGGGGGAACAACCCUGACCUCUGAACGCAAACUACUGUUGACUCCAAAUUUCCUAACUUUGGAAAUCUGCCCUGAAUAAUUAUUAACUACUUCUGUCUGGAGCUGGGAUUUUGUUCCAAUCCACAGAGGAACUUUGUUAUUCCUGACAAAAUGUGUGUGAAGUAUCUGGGAUUUGUGCUUCUGGCUUGGCUUCCUGGCUUUCUGCAUGCUCAAAAUCUUUGUAAUCCUCCUGAGCUCCCUCAUGGCUAUUUUGUCCCACAGCAAGAAAAAUAUGAUCAAGGACAAACGUUGACUUAUAGCUGUGACACUGGAUUCAAGCCGGUGGUGGAGGGCUGGUGGGCAACAAGCACAUGCCAGAACGGUGAAUGGACUCAUACCCCUCAGUGUAUAGAUAGUAGCUCCUGUUUUCCACCUGCUAUUGAAAAUGCGAAGUACGAAGAAGCGCAAAGGGGUUCGUAUAACAACGACGACACGAUCAAGGUCGCCUGUGAAGACGGGUUUGUCAUGAAAUCCCACUCCAACCGAAUUCAAUGCUCAAAUGGAGGAUGGCAUCCCCUGCUUGUUUGUGAGAGAAGCGAUAAUGCAUGUGAUGUGCCUGGUAAAAUCCCCCAUGCAGUUAUCAUCAAUCAGGAACCCAAGGAGGUUUACGGCCAUAACACUCAGCUGGAGUAUCAGUGUGAAAAUGGAUACACUACAGGUCAAGCACAUAACCAAAGAACUAUUACUUGCCAAUAUGGAGCCUGGACUGGAGCACAGCCAUGCACACCUUCUACUGGACCCGGAUCAACCAACACUCAUCCUACUGUUACAUCCAGUUCCUGUGUGUUGGAUCUGAGUAGAUUGAAUAUUGGUCAAACUAUACAGAUCAACAUGGAGGAUAGAGAGACAAAGACGAUUGAAUGUACAAAGUGGAAAGAACACUGGAUGUAUGCAAAGUGCUCUAAUGGAAAAAUAGAAGCAACCAGUUGUUGCAGCAGGUACACCAUUGAUCAAAACCGUUGCUGGUUUAACUCGAUGCAGUAACAUUUCCCUGCUUUGGAUUCAUCCACCGCAAGCAGAGAAGGAAGUGACAUCAGAGAUACUUCUGACAGAAACAGAAGUAUCUCUGGAAGGAAACUUUUUCUUUUUUUUAGUUAAUUUCUGUUGAUUGUUGGUUGACAGCAACUAUAAAAUGCUUGACUUUGUCUAAAAAUAAAAUGUUUCGACAACCUUCA